UCCGGGCACCGCGCUCACUUUCUGCAAGACACUGCAGUUAUUGUGUUAUUGAAGGCAGUCCGCAUUGUGUGUUUCUCUCGGUUUCCAGUAUCAAAUUGUUAUAAAACAUGUCAAUAGUUACAGUGCAACUUGGACAGUGCGGAAACCAAAUUGGCUAUGAGUUAUUUGACGUUAUCCACAGCGAUCUUCACAAUAAGACCGGGAUCUGCUCUAAGAGAGAAAAUGAUAACUACCAGGCAGUUUGCAAGGAAAGGUUUUUCAGUGAGGAGGAGGAAUCUGGAGAUUAUGUAACUCGUUCUGUUCUAGUUGACAUGGAGCCUAAAGUAAUUUCUCAAACUCUAUCAAUGGCAGCUCGAUCUGGAAAAUGGAAAUAUGAUCACAAGUCACAAUUUUCUCAAAAACAGGGAUCAGGAAACAACUGGGCAAAUGGUUACUGUAUACAUGGUCCAAAACACAAAGACCUCGUUAUGGACCUAGUUCGAAAGCAGGUGGAAAAAUGUGAUCGUUUGGCUGGUUUCUUCACGAUAAUGAGUAUGGCUGGAGGGACAGGAUCUGGCAUGGGAACAUAUGUCACCCGGUGUUUACGUGAUACAUAUCCUAACUCAUUUCUACUCAAUCAAGUAAUUUGGCCUUAUGGCACUGGAGAGGUUAUUGUUCAAAACUACAAUUCUAUACUGACUCUCUCUCGCCUCUACCAGUCCUCUGACGCAUUACUAGUACAUGAGAAUGAUGUAAUCCACAAAAUUUGCUCUCAGCUGAUGAAUAUAAAACAGAUAUCCUUUAGAGAUGUAAAUAAAAUCAUUGCUCACCAGCUGGGCAGUGUAUUUCAACCAGCAUACACUUCAGAAGGAGCCUCACAUUACAGCAGGAAUCCUUUAGGAGAAUUAAUGGAGUGCCUUGUUCCACACCCUGAAUUUAAGAUGCUAGGUCUCCGUAACAUUCCUCAAAUGUCUGAACACUCUAUGGCAUACAGUACAUUCACUUGGCAAGGGCUCACCAAACAUUUGAGGCAAAUGCUCAUUGCUAAUGCGAAAAUGGAAGAAGGGAUUAACUGGCAAGUGCGACCCCCGUCUCAGCCUACAGCAGAAAACGUGUCACCAAAAAGGGAACUGCUUUUCAAUACUUCCCUCGCUAACUUAAUAAUCCUCCGCGGACAGGAUGUGCAGCGUGCUUCUUUAGAAGGAUUCCAGGAUCCAUCUUUGUACACCUCCUGGUUACCUUCAGAUGAUGCCUGCAAUAUAUGGAAAACACCAAGAUCUUUCAACAAAUAUGAGAAGUCUGCUGCUUUGGUUAGCAAUAGUCAGUGUUUGCUGAAACCCUUAGAUACAAUUGUUAGCAAGGCAUGGAACAUGUUUUCUUCAAAAGCGUAUGUGCAUCAAUAUACAAAGUUUGGCAUAGAAGAAGAGGAAUUCUUAGAAAGUUUCACAACACUUGAACAGGUUAUUGCCAGUUAUUCAAAUUUAUGAGUGUUCUUCGGCUAUACAUUGUUUUGUUUUUUCCUGUUGCUUUUUUUUUUUUUUUUUUGAGGGUUAUUCAAUAUUUAUUCAAAUUUGAUACUUUGAAUCUUAAUAUAAUGUUUUAUGAAUUUGUCUAAUACCAUAGGCAAGAGCCUAUUCAGCAGCACUUUGACAAAUUAAAAUAAUCAAUUA
Pelobates fuscus (common spadefoot toad) is the source of this 1649-nucleotide messenger RNA. It is a transcript of the gene TUBD1, whose product is annotated as tubulin delta 1. Gene Ontology annotation, biological process: microtubule cytoskeleton organization; mitotic cell cycle. Bases 108 to 1466 code for a protein of 452 amino acids. Lineage: Eukaryota; Metazoa; Chordata; Amphibia; Anura; Pelobatidae. Gene Ontology annotation, cellular component: cytoplasm; microtubule. Gene Ontology annotation, molecular function: structural constituent of cytoskeleton; GTP binding. The transcript is spliced from 9 exons. The record is from RefSeq and is a predicted model, not a curated record.